AUGUUUUCUUCAACCAAGUGUAUUACCUUGCUUGCUGUAUUCGUGACGGAGUCAUUAAUUAUCGUAUCAGUCAACCUCCUUACAAUUAUUGUUUUUAUAAAGAACAGGAAUCUUCGCACUCGAGCCAUGUACUUGGUUAUAAGCUUGACAGUGGCUGAUAUGUUGGUUGGUCUGCUUUCCCAAAGUCCUUCUCCAUUAGUUUUUAUGCAAGAUACAUGUGACCUCUUAAGGAGAGUACCCCUUGAUGGGAAAAUAGAAACUUUGUUCAGUAUUACCAUGCCUUUUCUUCCUCUCGUCUCCCUUACAAACAUUGCUGUGAUCUCUUUAGAGCGCACGCACGCAGCAUUUCGCCCAUUCAAGCAUCGCGUCAUCAAAAAAUGGGUUUAUGGGGUAAUAAUUGCUACUGUAUGGGUUUUACCUGUGAUGAUAUUGAGUGCCGCGAUGUUUAUCAGUUUUUAUGAUUUAACAGACAACUUAUUCAUCCUCUGGCCAAUAUACUACUGUUUUUGUCUGUUUGUUAUCUGUGUUUCGUACGCUUGUAUUUCAAUUAAAUUUGUGUGUGGAGCAUAUCCCCAGCACCAUGGAGCAGUGAAUAGACAAAGAAAACUGACAGUGACAUUGUUAAUAAUGACUAUUGUAUCUUUAAUAUUGUUGAUACCAUUUCUUCUAUAUAUUUUUGUUGUCGCCAUUGGUUCCAAGAAUAUCCUUUCCUCAUUAUCUUAUUUAUGUUUCUCGUUUAUUUUGGCUGGUGUAAACUCUUUCGUAAAUCCCAUUCUAUACUCUGUAAGAAUUCCGGAGAUCAAACAGGCUUUUAUUUCAUUAUUUUCACGUCAACGAAAUGAAAACGUUGUUAUUCUUGUUUAA
Messenger RNA from Porites lobata, 864 nucleotides. Lineage: Eukaryota; Metazoa; Cnidaria; Anthozoa; Scleractinia; Poritidae. The record is from the annotation of a GenBank genome assembly.